Messenger RNA from Sorex araneus (European shrew), 9063 nucleotides. It is a transcript of the gene KIF1B, whose product is annotated as kinesin family member 1B. Gene Ontology annotation, molecular function: ATP binding; microtubule motor activity; microtubule binding. Lineage: Eukaryota; Metazoa; Chordata; Mammalia; Eulipotyphla; Soricidae. The record is from RefSeq and is a predicted model, not a curated record. Gene Ontology annotation, biological process: microtubule-based movement.
CUGGGCGCGGGCCAGUCUGACGGCGGCGGUCCCGGGAGGCGCCCGCGCACUGCCCGCCCGUCCGCGCUCCCGCCGGCGCCCGCCGCGGCCUUUGCGUGAUGGCGCUGCCCAGCGGCGUCCUGCGGCCGGCCUCGGCCGCGGCUCGUGCCCAGGAGCGCCGGUGCCCGGCCCCGCGCGCCCGCUGACCGGCCCCGCGCCCGCUGACCGGCCCCGCUGACCGGCCCCGCGUCUGCUGACCGGCCCCGCGUCUGCUGACCGGCCCCGCGCCCGCUGACCGGCCCCGCGCCCGCUGACCGGCCCUGCGCCUGCUGACCGGCUCCUCGCGGCCGAGGAAGCGUCGCCAGAACUUCAGAAAAAAGACAGAAGAAGGUUUGCGUCUGUGGCCGCAGCCCGACCGGCCGGCAGGAUGUCGGGCGCCUCGGUGAAGGUGGCCGUCCGCGUGCGGCCCUUCAACUCCCGCGAGACCAGCAAGGAGUCCAAGUGCAUCAUCCAGAUGCAGGGAAACUCCACCAGUAUUAUUAACCCAAAGAACCCAAAAGAGGCUCCGAAGUCCUUCAGCUUUGACUAUUCCUACUGGUCUCACACCUCGCCUGAAGACCCCUGCUUCGCCUCUCAGAACCGCGUGUACAAUGACAUCGGGAAGGAGAUGCUCCUGCACGCCUUCGAGGGCUACAACGUCUGUAUUUUUGCCUACGGGCAGACCGGUGCCGGGAAGUCUUACACCAUGAUGGGCAAGCAGGAGGAGAGCCAGGCGGGCAUCAUUCCGCAGCUGUGUGAGGAGCUCUUUGAGAAAAUCAACGACAACUGCAAUGAAGAGAUGUCGUACUCCGUGGAGGUGAGCUACAUGGAAAUCUACUGUGAGAGAGUGCGGGACCUACUGAACCCCAAGAACAAGGGCAACCUGCGCGUCCGCGAGCACCCGCUCCUCGGCCCCUACGUGGAGGACCUGUCGAAGCUCGCGGUCACCUCCUACACGGACAUCGCCGACCUCAUGGACGCCGGGAACAAAGCCAGGACGGUGGCAGCGACCAACAUGAACGAGACCAGUAGCCGUUCCCACGCGGUGUUCACCAUCGUCUUCACACAGAAGAAACUUGACACUGAGACCAACCUUUCUACCGAAAAGGUCAGCAAAAUCAGCUUGGUGGAUCUAGCUGGAAGUGAACGAGCGGAUUCAACAGGCGCCAAAGGAACGCGACUGAAGGAAGGAGCGAAUAUUAAUAAGUCUCUUACGACUCUGGGCAAAGUCAUCUCCGCCUUGGCAGAGGUGGAUAAUUGCACCAGCAAGAGCAAGAAGAAGAAGAAAACAGAUUUUAUUCCCUACAGAGAUUCUGUUCUGACCUGGCUCCUUCGAGAAAACCUGGGCGGCAACUCACGGACUGCAAUGGUCGCGGCCCUGAGCCCCGCAGACAUCAACUACGACGAGACCCUGAGCACGCUCAGGUAUGCGGACCGUGCGAAGCAGAUCAAGUGCAAUGCGGUCAUCAACGAGGACCCCAACGCCAAGCUCGUCCGGGAGCUGAAGGAGGAGGUGACGCGGCUCAAGGACCUUCUCCGUGCCCAGGGCCUUGGUGACAUAAUUGAUAUCGACCCACUGCUGGAUGAUUUCUCCGGAAGUGGAGGCAAAUAUCUGAAAGAUUUUCAGAACAAUAAGCAUAGAUACUUGCUAGCCUCUGAGAAUCAACGCCCUGGCAAUUUCUCCACAGCGUCCAUCGAGUCCCUCACUUCCUCCCCGUCCUCCUGCUCACUCAGCAGCCAGGUGGGCUUCCCGUCCGCCAGCAGCAUCCAGGAGCGGAUCAUGUCUACACCGGGGGGAGAGGAAGCCAUCGAACGCCUGAAGGAGUCCGAGAAGAUCAUUGCCGAGUUGAAUGAAACCUGGGAGGAGAAGCUGCGGAAAACAGAAGCCAUCAGGAUGGAGAGGGAGGCCCUGCUGGCCGAGAUGGGCGUGGCCAUUCGGGAAGACGGAGGGACACUGGGGGUCUUCUCGCCUAAGAAGACCCCGCAUCUCGUCAAUCUCAAUGAGGACCCGCUGAUGUCGGAGUGCCUGCUGUACUACAUCAAAGACGGCAUCACGAGGGUUGGCCAGGCGGACGCUGAACGGCGCCAGGACAUUGUGCUGAGUGGGGCCCACAUUAAAGAAGAGCAUUGUAUCUUCCGGAGCGAGCGAGGCGGCGGCGGGGACGUGAUCGUAACGCUCGAGCCCUGUGAGCGCUCCGAGACCUACGUCAAUGGCAAGCGGGUGGCCCAGCCCGUCCAGCUGCGCUCAGGAAACCGCAUCAUCAUGGGUAAAAACCACGUGUUCCGUUUCAACCACCCGGAGCAAGCGCGGGCUGAGCGGGAAAAGACCCCUUCUGCCGAGACCCCGUCCGAGCCCGUGGACUGGACCUUCGCCCAGCGCGAGCUCCUGGAGAAACAAGGGAUCGACAUGAAGCAGGAGAUGGAGAAAAGGCUGCAGGAGAUGGAGAUCCUCUACAAGAAGGAGAAGGAGGAAGCAGACCUUCUCCUGGAGCAGCAGAGACUGGACUACGAGAGCAAGCUGCAGGCCUUGCAGAAGCAGGUGGAGACCCGGUCCCUGGCUGCAGAGACCACUGAGGAGGAAGAAGAGGAGGAGGAAGUGCCGUGGACGCAGCACGAGUUCGAGCUGGCCCAGUGGGCCUUCCGGAAGUGGAAGGCGCAUCAGUUCACGUCUCUGCGGGACCUGCUCUGGGGCAACGCCGUCUGCCUGAAGGAGGCCAACGCCAUCAGCGUGGAGCUGAAGAAGAAGGUCCAGUUCCAGUUCGUGCUCCUCACGGACACGCUGUACUCCCCGCUGCCCCCCGAGCUGCUUCCCAGCGAGAUGGAGAAAGCCCGCGAGGAGAGGCCCUUCCCCCGCACGGUGGUGGCCGUGGAGGUCCAGGACCUGAAGAACGGAGCCACCCACUACUGGUCCCUGGAGAAGCUCAAGCAGAGGCUGGACCUGAUGCGGGAGAUGUAUGACCGGGCAGGAGAGAUGGCGUCCGGUGGCCAGGACGACAGCGAAGCCACUCUGACCGGCAGUGACCCGUUCUACGAUCGCUUCCACUGGUUCAAGCUCGUGGGCAGCUCCCCCAUCUUCCACGGCUGUGUGAACGAGCGCCUUGCCGACCGCACGCCCUCCCCCACUUUUUCCAUGGCCGAUUCCGACAUCACGGAGCUGGCCGACGAGCAGCAGGACGCCAUGGAGGAUUUUGACGAUGAGGCGUUCGUGGAUGACACCGGCUCUGACGUGGGCACGGAGGAGGGAUCGGACCUCUUCAGUGACGGGCACGACCCGUUCUACGACCGGUCCCCUUGGUUCAUUUUAGUGGGAAGGGCGUUCGUUUACCUGAGCAACCUGCUGUACCCCGUGCCCCUGAUCCACAGGGUGGCCGUGGUCAGCGAGAAGGGCGAGGUGCGGGGCUUCCUGCGCGUGGCUGUCCAGGCCAUUGCAGCGGACGAAGAGGCACCGGACUAUGGCUCUGGCAUCCGGCAGUCGGGGACGGCUAAGAUAUCUUUCGAUAACGAGUACUUCAAUCAGAGCGACUUCCCCUCCGUGGCAAUGACACGCUCGGGCCUGUCCCUGGAGGAGCUGCGCAUCGUGGAAGGGCAGGGCCAGAGCAACGACGUCCUCCUGCCUCCCGAGGAACUCGGCCGCGCGCACGACCCGGAUCUGAAGUCAGGAACUCUGCUGGACGGGAAGAUGGUGAUGGAGGGCUUCUCGGAGGAGGUGGGCCACCACCUGAAGCUGGGCAGUGCCUUCACCUUCCGCGUGACCGUGCUGCAGGCCAGCGGCAUCCUGCCCGAGUAUGCCGACAUCUUCUGCCAGUUCAACUUUUUGCACCGCCACGACGAAGCCUUCUCCACGGAGCCCCUGAAAAACAACGGCAGAGGAAGUCCCCUGGGCUUUUACCACGUGCAGAACAUUGCGGUGGAGGUCACCGAGUCGUUCGUGGAGUACAUCAAGACCAAGCCCAUCGUCUUCGAAGUCUUCGGCCACUACCAGCAGCCCCCGCCCCACCUGCAAGGCCAGGAGCUUAACAGCCCCCCGCAGCCAUGCCGACGGUUCUUCCCGCCGCCCAUGCCUCUCUCCAAGCCAGUUCCAGCCACCAAGCUGAACACCGUGAGCAAGACCAGCCUGGGCCAGAGCACGAGCAAGUAUGACCUCCUGGUGUGGUUCGAGAUCAGCGAGCUGGAGCCCACGGGAGAGUACAUCCCGGCCGUGGUCGACCACACGGCGGGCCUGCCGUGCCAGGGCACCUUCCUGCUGCACCAGGGCAUCCAGCGGAGGGUCACAGUGACCAUCCUGCACGAGAAGGGCAGCGAGCUGCUGAAGGACGUGCGGGAGCUGGUGGUGGGUGAGCGGAUCCGGAACAAGCCUGAGGUGGACGAGGCCGCGGUGGACGCCAUCCUGUCCCUCAACAUCAUCUCGGCCAAGUACCUGAAGUCCUCGCACAGCUCCAGCAGGACCUUCUACCGAUUCGAGGCAGUGUGGGACAGCUCCCUGCACAACUCGCUGCUCCUGAACCGGGUCACGCCCUACGGAGAGAAGAUCUACAUGACGCUGUCGGCCUACCUGGAGCUGGACCACUGCACCCAGCCGGCCGUCAUCACCAAGGACGCGUGCAUGGUGUUCUACUCCCGCGACGCCAAGAUCUCGCCGCCCCGCUCGCUGCGCGGCCUCUUCGGCAGCGGCUACUCCAAGUCCCCGGACUCCAACCGAGUCACUGGGAUUUAUGAACUCAGUUUAUGCAAAAUGGCAGACACAGGAAGUCCAGGCAUGCAGAGGAGACGCCGGAAGGUGCUGGACACGUCCGUGGCCUACGUGCGGGGAGAGGAGAACCUGGCGGGCUGGCGGCCGCGCGGGGACAGCCUCAUCCUGGAGCACCAGUGGGAGCUGGAGAAGCUGGAGCAGCUGCACGAGGUGGAGCGCACGCGCCACUUCCUGCUGCUGCGCGAGCGCCUGGGCGAGCGCGCGCCCGCCCGCGCCGAGCCGCUGAGCCCCAGCCUGAGCAGCGGGACCCUGAGCGCGUCCACCAGCAUCUCCUCCCAGAUCUCCUCGGCCACCUGCGAGAGCGCCGCCUCGCCCAGCGACAGCAGCGGCUACGACUCGGCCGACGUCGAGAGCCUGGUGGACCGCGAGAAGGAGCUGGCCACCAAGUGCCUGCAGCUCCUCACGCACUCGUUCAACCGGGAGCUCAGCCAGGUGCACGACAGCACCAGCGACUGUAAGCUGUCCGACAUCUCCCCGCUGGGCCGGGCCGCCUCUGUGUCCAGCCUCAGCAGCGCCACCCUGACGCCGUCCUCCACCUGCCCGUCUCUGCUGGACUCGCGCAGCAACUCUCUGGACCAGAAGACCCCCGAGGCCAGCUCCCGGGCCUCCAGCCCCGGCCCCGACUAUGAGCAGUUCCAGAUUGUCCCGGCCCUGGAAACACCGUUUUUGGCCAGAGCAGGAAAAAAUGAAUUCCUCAACCUCGUUCCGGAUAUUGAAGAAAUCAGACCAGGCUCCGUGGUCUCCAAGAAGGGCUACCUGAACUUCAGGGAGCCCCUGUCCAGCAGCUGGACCAAGCACUUUGUGGUGGUCCGCCGGCCCUACGUGCUCAUGUACAACAGCGACAAGGACCCGGUGGAGCGCGGCAUCAUCAACUUGUCCACGGCGCAGGUGGAGUUCAGCGAGGACCCGCAGGCCCCCACCAGGGCGCCCAACACCUUUGCCGUGUGCACGAAGCACCGAGGGGUCCUCCUGCAGGCGCUCAACGACAAAGACAUGAACGACUGGUUAUAUGCCUUCAACCCCCUCCUGGCCGGCACCAUCCGGUCCAAGCUGUCCCGCAGAUGCCCGAGCCAAGCCAAGUUCUGAGCGGCUGCGAGCGCCCCCGCCUUUGAGAUAUAAAGGAAGUGUCACCUCUCAUCUCUGUGGCUCUGUCGCGCCCCCCUGCUUCCCCCUCCUCCUCGCGCUCCACGCCCCCCCCCCCCCGCUCUGGACCUUCCCUCUGUGCUGAGACUUGUUAGUAGCAUGUGGCCUAACCAAAGGGGGGAGGGGCACAAGCCACCCGCCCACCCGGCCCCGAGCCCCCAGGGCGCCCGGCGGCUUCAGUUCUUGGUGAUUUUGGUCCCUUUCACCGCCGCCCAGUCCCCGCUGUGUCCACCUCUCAUGUACGUCCCUCCGUGUGCGGGUGACUUGGGACUUCGUGUCGCGCUUGGCUCCCUCCAGCUGCCAGUGAUGUGCCCGUGACUCAGAGACUGCGCGAGCUGCACCCCUGUCUGCCUUUGCAGUUAGUUUCCCUCGGGUGAAAAGUGGGUGGGUGACUUGGGGUCAGGAAUGGGGACAGAGAGAGUCUCAGAAACUCAGAGGCAGCGGCCUGGCCAGGGGCUGCCGGGAGGGGCAGAGGGCCUGGCUCUUCCUGGUGGGUUUGGUGGGAUGGGCGGGCCCCCUGGUACCCCGGGACCUGCCCCGGCAGGGAUGUUCUCCCUGGACAUGUCCUGCUGUUCACACUUGCGCCACACGGGGGCGCCGUCCACCUUCUGGAUCCCGGGUGGCGCCCGCUUUGCUCAAGUGUGAUUCUGGCCACGUUGGUGACCCCUCACAUGGGAAAUGCUUGACUGGCAGCCCCUUGUGGGUCCCAGAGCAGACCGGGGAGAGUCUCCCCAAAAUCCCUGUGGCUUGAACCUGUGGCCCAGGGCCUGUGCCGUGGGUCAGCCCCACCUGACCGAAACAUCGCCUGAGGACAGGGGGGCGCCGGCCGUGGCCCUCCCUGCUGACCCCGUGGAAGGUGCUAAAAGGUUCCGGAAAGGGGUCACGCAGUGGUCACGCAGGAAUGGCGGGGGUGGACGGGGUGGGGUUUUGAUAGACACGCAUGUCCCUGCCCCCGACAGACUCCCAGGGAAGCAGCUGCGUCCACUCUGCAGGACUGAGGGCCCGUGGCCUUGAGCCCGCUCUCAGGAGGGGACCCGCCAGGUGGCCCGGGGGUGGGGCCUCACCCUGUCUCGCCCCGCAGAGGGAAGGGGGCUGGGGAAUGCAGGAACCCCCAGGCCUGUGACCCCAGCAAGCAGUAGAAACACUCGGGAGGUUUCCGGAACGUUCUUUCCUCCUUAACCGUAGGAUGCUGGCUGUAGUGUUGCUUGUUUUCUAAGUGGUCUGUGAGAUUUUUAAUGUAGUUCAGGGUUUGCUCAUUGUCUAACGGACAAAAUAGGCCCUUGAGGUGUCCAGGUGGGCCCGGGCUCGGCGUGCUGGGGGCAGCUCCUGGGCCGGAACCACCCCUCACUGCAGGGGCGUGGGGAAGACGGAACUUGGUCCUCUGCAAAUGAAAUCCCGAUGCCGUCGAGGCGCCCGGCACGCGGCCUGGCUCUGGUGCGGGGAGGCUGCGGCGAGGAGACCGUGUGACGCGAGAUGGGCGGGUGCUGAGCUGCAGGCGCCAGUGCCACCGGCUCGGGAAGUCUCUGCUCUGGAGGCACCGAACAGGCCGGACUGGACAGCCACGACUGGCCGGCGAGGGGCCCCGAGGCUGUGUUGCCCACGGCCUGCCCCGCCAGGGCUGGCGCCACACCAGGCCUCAUCCCCUUUGCAGAGAGGAGGCGGGCGGCCUCAGACUGAACCCCCAGGAGGCCCGAGGCAGCUCCACGGCUGGGCCCGGGCGGGCAGGGAGUGUGGCCUGGAGGGAACGCCUCGAGAGCGCCUUUUCCCGCCUUUACUUUCCCUCCUUGGAGCAGCGGAAUGAAGGGAAGGAGAAAACCCUACCCGGAUUACAGAGAAGAGAGGCCGCCGUGUGAGCGAGAAUCCCCCUCCCCCAACCCCCCAGCCAGCUUCUCCGCCUCCCUUCCCUGCCUCCCCGAGAGUCAGCCAGCUCUCGACACUGCGGGGGGCCAGCCAGCCCCCACACGCUGGGUGCAGGGAAGGGCGAGCACCCCAUUCCCUUGCCCGGCUGAGAAAUCAACGUGGUCCACUUCCUCCCAACUGCCCAGGACUCGGCCCCUGUCUCGGCGGGGGGUAGAUUCUGUCUCGCGGCUGUGAGUUUCACGAAAGGGUCCAUCCAGUCCUGGCGGAAGGUCUCCGGGGUCUAAAGAGAAACCGGCUGCCUGGCCCCCGCCUCAAAGCAAAGACUGGCCUGCGCUCUCCGCUCUCCGUCUCCCUCACCCGGGGCUCGUCGGAGUGAGGGCCAGGCGGGAUGGCACUGGCCACGGCCCCAACCGCCCCACAGCGCCCGCCCGCCCCCGCCCCCACCCCCACCCCCCACCCCGUUGGGAUUAGAGCUGGUUCAUCUGUUGGACGACGUGGGUCUCCAGUGCUCCUUUUGACUCCCUUUGAAAAGAUGUGAUUAUUAAUCUGCUCCCUAACACGCAAAGACUAAUUCUGCUUCUACUAGGCUUGCGGGCGCCGCCCUCGCCCCGGCCAGCCCUUGGCUGCAGGCUGCAGGCACGCAGGGCCGGGCCGGUGCUGCGGUCCGCAGGGGAGUGCCAGCAGAGAGUGGGUCUGAGCCCCGGGAAAGCUCUGGAAAGGAGGUUCAAAGGCGGGAACGGUCAUUGGCACAGGUCCCUCGUGCAGAGACUCCCAGCCCGGAGGCCGCACACAGACGAAACGCUCCGCCAAGCGGUCUCCGGCCAGGGCCCGGCUGCUUGCUGCGGCCUCCGUGUCUGACUCCUGCGUCUCCACGAUGAACAUCCUGGCACCGUUUCUCCCGAGGAAUCCAUCGCCUUCUCGUGGGGGGCUGUCGAGGGCGUCUCUGAGACUGGCUCCCGGUCCCCGUCGGGCGCAACUCCCCGGCCCCCCUCCCGCCUUCCGGACCAGGCCUCAGCACCUGUGCCUCCCCGGGAGGGAGGGCGCGAGCGGCGGCAACAGUACACGGUUCAUUUCCAGUCUUCAUCUUCAUGUUUUAUUAUGUAAAUACUCUCUGACAGUUCGGAGCUCGAGUAUACAGAAUGUAAAUAGAGUUCUCUCGUAUUUGUACUAAUUCUGGUUCUUUUGCUGUAUAGCCCUCGAUGUGCAAUGCAGACUUACCUAACUGUGUGUAGCCUUGCAUCACGGAACUCGGUGGCCGAGGUCAAAUUAAUAAAGGUACAACCAGUGCAUCA